This is a messenger RNA of Colias croceus (clouded yellow), 2857 nucleotides long. RefSeq names its product G-protein coupled receptor Mth2-like. Gene Ontology annotation, molecular function: G protein-coupled receptor activity. The transcript is spliced from 8 exons. Gene Ontology annotation, biological process: G protein-coupled receptor signaling pathway; cell surface receptor signaling pathway. The record is from RefSeq and is a predicted model, not a curated record. Gene Ontology annotation, cellular component: membrane. The coding region runs from base 1148 to 2662 and encodes 504 amino acids. Lineage: Eukaryota; Metazoa; Arthropoda; Insecta; Lepidoptera; Pieridae.
GGAAGAAGGCUUCGUCGAAGGUCGAAAUUAUUUAAUUUGCGUAAUAUUAAUAUUAAUACAGGCAAAACUUCUUUAGGCGCGUUGAGAGAAAAAUUUCAAGAUCGCGCCAUGGCAAUAACGUCACGUCAUGUAGUAAGGCGACGAUUCUGACGAUCUUUGCAUCUUGCCAAAGAAGUUUUACUUCUGACACGUGUGCUCGGCACACACGCUUUUUUCAAACUUUGCCCUUUUUAUCUGGAACGGUUGGACCGAUUUUGAUAGAACUUUCACUGAAAGAUAGUAGAUGUAACCAAGUUAGAAUCCAGAUACUAAACUUAAGCAAUAGCCUGAAAAGUAUUUCAACACACUUUUAUAUAAGAUUUUGACCCAAUUUAAACGGACAGUCAAAAGACAAUAUUAUUAAAGCGUAUUGUUCGUCUUUUUUAACUAUGUACUUAUGUUAUUAUAUUAAUAUUAUACAGAUAUUCGCAGAGGAAUAUUAGAUUUAGGUACAGGAAAAACUCAUUUACGCGGUUGAAACCGCGUGGCGCAGCUCUAGUAUGAGAAUAGGUACUUAAUUAUUUUUUACUGAACUAACUCGGUUUCAUCCCGCGUAAAAAACCAAGUAUAAUUUAUGUACCUACUUUAUAAUAAUAUGUUAUUCUGGUAAAUAAUAUAAGGUGAAUAAAAUAACGUCAAAAUCCGUUUAGUGGGGUGAACUGAUUCCAUUUUUCCUUAUUAGUAAGUAUAUUUAUAUAUUAUUUUAAAUAUGGAACUCGUCACUCACCGCGUAAUCGUCACGGCACUCGCGGCUUAUUCGGAAAGUAAAUCAAAUUUGCAAAGUAUUUAUAAUCCGUACAAAAAACAAUUGAGUUUUCAGUUCACCUUAAAAUGUAAUACAUCUUUGUAAAUAAAUUUCUGGACUGUCUACAGAACCUGGCACACAUAAAUUAUAUCUCAAUUCUUUUUUCGGCAAUUAAGUUAACGAUUGAACUUGGCUCCCAUUUUUACAUUAAUGAUUUUGGUGGGAUUAUUAAUUACGGCUUCUCAGACCCAAUCCCGUAGUCAGCAGGGUGAUAAGAAGUUAUAUUGAAUGUAAUUAUUACAACGUAAAGGAUUAUGCGACCAUUACAGUGAAAAUAUCGUUUCAAUAUACACGUCAAUCGCUAUGUUCAAAUUUUGGUGCCUUAUUUUUUUUAUAUGCCUCCCAGCAUGUCUGUGCAACAGUGAUAUUAUAUUAGACAACUCUGACGAUUAUAAUAUAAUAUGUCAAUUUACAAAAUGUCUCAAUAAGUGUUGUUCUAAAAAUCAGUAUAUGAAUACAACAGUAUGGUAUUCGAGUACUUGUGUCAAAAAUGAUGAGAAUUAUAAUCUAGAUUUUUCAAAUGUACAACUGUACGAUACUGAGGAACAUUCGAGAAAAAUUAACAAGAAGUUUGGUGAUCUUUUUCGAUUGAAACCAGGUUUAUUUAACAAUAAUGAAACGUUCUUUACCAUUGCUGCUCAAGUUGAUGUCCUGCAACUCAUAAGUUAUUUAAACGAGGAUGGAUAUCUCUAUUUAGAGUCACCCAAUGCUUACAAAAGAUGGAGGAUACUUAAUAAAGACAAUUUCUGUGUAGAUUAUGGAAUUAAGAAUAAUAUAUCGACGAUUCAAUUCUGGGGAAUUCUUGAAGAUGAGUAUCACCCUCCCGCUUAUAAAACAUAUUAUCAGACUUCAGGUCUCAUUAUAUCAUCAAUAUUCCUAUUUCUUCUGUUCUUGGUAUACUGUGUACUCCCGGAAUUGCGAAACAUCGGCGGUAUGGUGCUUAUGGCCUAUGUUAUAAGCCUCAUGGGAGCCUUUGUGUCUCUGACCGUAAUGAACUUGAGCACACUGCAGGAAGAAACCGAUUGUAUUGUAAUAACUACUUUCAUUUACUUCUUUAUCCUGUCUGCAUGCACGUGGAUGAAUGUUAUGUCGUUUGAUAUUUGGUGGACGUUUCGAGGUUACGCUAAAGCGCGGCCCAUACACAGAAAAGGCGAAAAAUUCAAGUUUUGUAUGUACUGCCUGUAUGCUUGGGGAGUACCUCUGUCCAUGUCAAUUGGAUUUGUGCUGAUCAACGCUGCUGAUCUCCGUGAUAUGCCGUGGUUCAUUCAACCGAAUGUACCCGCUUUUGGAUGCUUUAUUAAUGGUGGUCAACAGUUCGUAUACUUAUACAUUCCAAUGCUGAUAUUGAUUCUAUGCAAUUGGAUGUUUUAUCUGUUAACUGCGUUCAAUAUAUGGCGUCUAAGUAGAGGUACCGCCAGGGUCCUUAACUCGGAAGCUGCUGGCAACCCUACUGCGCAUCGUACACAAAAACAGAGAUUCAUGGUAUAUAUAAAGUUAUCAGUUAUAAUGGGAAUUAACUGGAUUCUCGAAGUGAUCAGCUCCUUUUCUCCAGAACUAAACAUUUGGUUUGUUUCUGACACUUAUAAUCUGUUUAUUGGAGUCAUUAUAUUCUUGAUUUUCAUAUGCAAGAGGUCUAUCUACAAUAAAUUAUUGAUCAGAUUCAAAGGAAUGAGGCAAUAUAACCUGCCGAAGAGAUCUCUUACUUCUAGCUUCACAUUGGAAUCAAAUUUAAGUCAAGAGGCACCGCCCAGUGUUUGUGUGAACCCUAAAGGCGAAAGGAAACGGUCUUUGGAACAAAAACCUACAUUUGAAAUUUAAUAAGAGUUCAAUGGACAUUGAGAGAAAAACACUUUUCUAAGGGAGAGGAAGACCAAAGAAAUACGAAAUAAAUAUUUAAUUGGUACAAUUUCUGAUGUUUACCAAUAGCAUAUUAUAAUUUAUUAUGAAUAUAGAGUACAGUAUAAAUUCAAAUUGAUACAUUGAUUUUUGUAACUCGUUAAUCUAUGUCACCAA